AUGACAAGACAUGAAUAUCGUUCUCAAAAAGAACAAGAAGAUCCAGAUAUUGAGUAUAAUGAUUCUGAAUUUGAUGAAUAUUGGAACUCUCUUGCAUCUGUUGUUGAAAAAGAAGUCAAGCUUGAGACUUCUAUAAGUUUACUAACUACUACUUUAAAAGUCCUUCAAGAUAAUCCUAGUGAACCUGGUUUGUGUGAUGUUGAACUUUCAAGUGAUGAUAGUAAAAAUGAUGAUUUCGAUGAUUCUAAUGAUUUAUCUGAUCCUGAUUCUAAACGACCACGAAUUGAUAGUGAUUAUACAAAACCAUCAAUGCAUGGUGAAAGUCGAUUAGAAAGAAAUUACGAAAAAAUGGAAGAUGUUUUAAAUGCUUUAAUUGAUGAUUUUACAAGAAAGUGCAAUCAUAAUAAAGUUAAGUUAAAUAGUAUUGCUGAUGAACAGAUAGCAGAAUGCCAUGCUGCUUGUUCAGAAUUAAUACGCCAUUUCUGGAGUUGUUUUCCACCAAAAUGUCAAGAACAUUUAGAAAAAAUAUUAAAAAUUGUUCCUGCAUUAAAAGAUUUUGACACAUAUAAAAUUAAAAAAAUUGCUGAAAAGUAUGGUGAUGAUAAAGUGGAACAUUUACGAAAAAUGAUAGCUGUUAUUUGUGCUAGACUUGAAGAGUUAAAAACAAUUUUUGAUAACAAAUCAUUUACACAAUUAGAGUUAGAAGGUAGAAUUAUUGUUGAUAAUGACAAUCCUGAAAAUGUACUUAUAUUAUCUGAUGAGAAAAAUUUUGAUGUGCAAGAGAAUGGUAAAGAAUUUCAAAGAUUUUCUGAAAGAUUAUUUAAUAAUAUUAUGCAAAAUAGUUCUUCAAAUAAUGGCAUUAAUAUGAAUGGAACGCAAAGUGAUAGUAGUUUUAUUUAUGGAGAUCAUCAAGAAGGCGAGGAAAUCGAAGUAGAAGAAUACUAA
Molecule: messenger RNA, 945 nt
Organism: Strongyloides ratti
Lineage: Eukaryota; Metazoa; Nematoda; Chromadorea; Rhabditida; Strongyloididae
Product: General transcription factor IIH subunit 1
Exons: 1
Coding region: 1-945 (314 amino acids)
Source: RefSeq, a predicted model, not a curated record